Panicum virgatum (switchgrass) is the source of this 1381-nucleotide messenger RNA. RefSeq names its product peroxidase 2-like. Lineage: Eukaryota; Viridiplantae; Streptophyta; Magnoliopsida; Poales; Poaceae. Gene Ontology annotation, biological process: hydrogen peroxide catabolic process; response to oxidative stress. The coding region runs from base 82 to 1179 and encodes 365 amino acids. Gene Ontology annotation, cellular component: plasmodesma; plant-type cell wall. Gene Ontology annotation, molecular function: peroxidase activity; heme binding. The record is from RefSeq and is a predicted model, not a curated record. The transcript is spliced from 2 exons.
ACACACAGUUUACAUUGGCGCAAGCAAGAAACCAACAGCUUGUAGCUAGCUAGUUCUAGCAGACCGAGCGAGCAAAUUAAGAUGGCUGCUAAGCUUGGCGCCCUGCUGAUGAGCAUCGUCACCUUGCUUGCGUUCCUCGGGUCCGUGGAGUGCCAGGGCUCCGGCGGCAUCCUUUGCCUGGGUGGUUGGCUUCGUCCGGUCUCAUCAGUCCUGGGUCGCCUGGGCUGUCCCGGAGGCCUGAUGCCGAGCCCUAAAAUUUACAAGGGACCAAUUCCUGCACCCUCAGGGGCAGGUCUCAGGGUCGGCUACUACACCUCGUGCCCCAACGCGGAAGACAUUGUGAGGCAGGUCGUGAGAGACGCCGUCCGCAAAGAACCCGGCAUCGGCGCAGGGCUCAUUCGUCUCUUCUUCCACGACUGUUUCGUUCGGGGGUGUGAUGCUUCCGUUCUCCUCGUGAACUCGAGCGGCUCCAGCGACCCGUCAGAGAUGUUGGGCCCACCCAACAGAGAGAGCCUUCGCGGCUUCGGCGUGAUCGACAGGGCCAAGGCGGCGCUCGAGGCGGCCUGCCCCAACGUCGUGUCGUGCGCGGACAUCGUCGCCUUCGCCGCCCGCGACGCGUCCUCCUUCCUCAGCAACGGCAGGGUCAACUUCACCAUGCCCGCCGGCCGCCUCGACGGGCGCGUGUCCCUCGCCUCCGAGACCACCAACUUCCUGCCGGGGCCCUUCUCCGACCUCGAGACGCUCAAGACCAGAUUCGCCGCCAAGGGCCUCGACACCAAGGACAUGGUCACUCUCUCCGGCGCGCACACCAUCGGCCACGCCCGCUGCAUGUUCGUCUCCACCGGCCGUCCCGGCAUGAACGCCACCCUCGCCGGAGAGCUGAGCCAGAGGUGCGGCGGCGGCGGCGGUAACGCCACGGUGGACCUAGACUACAAGACUCCCUACGCCCUGGACAGCCAGUACUUCCAGAACGUGAAGGACGGUUCCGUGCUGCUGGACUCGGACGCCGCGCUCAACGCCACGGAAACGGCGGCGCUGGUGGGUACCUACGCCGCCGAUGUGGGGAGCAGGUGGGAGAUGGAGUUCGCCGCGGCGAUGGUGAAGAUGGGCAACAUCGAGGUGAAGACCCGCCCCGGCGCGGACGCCGAGAUCAGGAAGAAGUGCUCGAUUUACAACUAGCUACCAUUCGGUUGGUGGUUGGGACGAUAUGAUGCUCCUCAUAAAUAAUAAUUAAUAUAAUCCUGCUAGAUCCUCCCCAUAUUGCUGGCUUUAGCUGGAUCAGGAAUUUCUCACUCUAGCUGGUGGCUGCUGCUAGGUGAAAGGCAAACUCGCUAAAGUAAGCUCCUGUUGUCCCCAACGAUGGGAACGGGGUGCUUUUUUU